This is a messenger RNA of Sciurus carolinensis (gray squirrel), 1434 nucleotides long. RefSeq names its product olfactory receptor 10V1-like. NCBI's taxonomy places the organism in Eukaryota, Metazoa, Chordata, Mammalia, Rodentia, Sciuridae. Gene Ontology annotation, biological process: G protein-coupled receptor signaling pathway. Gene Ontology annotation, molecular function: olfactory receptor activity; G protein-coupled receptor activity. Bases 1 to 942 code for a protein of 313 amino acids. The record is from RefSeq and is a predicted model, not a curated record. Gene Ontology annotation, cellular component: membrane. The transcript has a single exon.
AUGGAGGAAGCAAACCAAACCGGGGUGAUUCACUUCCACUUCCGCCCCUUCUCCAGACGCCCCGAGGUGCAGAUGCUGAUUUUCGUGACCUUUCUCGUCAUGUACCUGGUCAGCAUCAGUGGAAACGUCUCUGUUUUCCUCACCGUCUGCAUGAACCGCUGUCUCCACACCCCCAUGUUCUUCUUCCUGGCCAACCUGGCAGCUCUGGAGGUCUUCUACUCUUCCACCAUCGCCCCUCUGACCCUGGCCAGCGUCCUGUCCACAGAGAGAGCCCUCAUCUCCCUGCCAGGCUGUGGCACCCAGAUGUUCUUCUUCAUCUUCCUGGGCAGUGCCGACUGCAUCCUGCUGGCCGUCAUGGCCUAUGACCGGUUUGUGGCCAUCUGCCACCCUCUGCGCUACACCCGCAUCAUGAGCUGGCGCUCGUGCGUCCAGCUGGCCGUGGGGUCUCUCGUGCUGGGCUUCACCUUGGCCACGCAGCUGACGGUGCUCAUCUUCCGGCUGCCCUUCUGCAGCAGCAAGGAGAUCAGCCUGUUCUACUGCGACGUCCUCCCGGUCAUGAGGCUGGCCUGUGCCGACACCCGCGUCCACGAGGUCACCCUGUUCGUGGUCAGUGUCAUUGUGCUCACCGUCCCCUCCCUGCUCAUCACUCUGUCCUACGUCUUCAUCGUGGCUGCCAUCCUGAAGAUGCGCUCUGCAGAGGGGAGGCACAAGGCCUUCUCCACCUGCUCCUCCCACCUGACCGUGGUCCUCCUGCAGUACGGGUGCACGAGUGUCAUCUACAUGUGCCCCAGUUCCAGCUACUCUCCAGAGAGGGGCCGGGUGGUGUCUGUGGUUUACACAUUCAUCACCCCGGUGCUGAACCCCUUGAUCUACAGCAUGAGGAACAGGGAGCUGAAGGAAGCCUUGCAGAGAGCAAUGACGAGGCUCCUGCUGGCACAGUGAGCCCUCUGACUGUCCCCUGCAACACGCUCAGGGAGACCUCAAGAGGGCUGCCAGGGAGGAGACGGCAGCUGACCCGCCCUGGUGUUCUUCUCUUCGGCUUCCUGGCUGCAGUACUUUGAAACACCAUUUUCCUUUGUUUUGGCCUCAGUUUCUUCAUCUCCAGAAUGAGGACGAAUAGCCCCCCAGUAUGUAGGUAUGUUAGGAGGAUCAAAAGCUCCAUGAAGUGAAAGCACGUGGUGACUCUGAAGGGAGAGAUGCAGAGAAGGUGUGUUAGCAGCCCAUGCAAAGCCUCAUCCUACCUUGGACUUGUCUCCGUAGGCGGUUCUCCAGUAGUCAGCAACCUCAAACAUCACCUGUCCCGGGAAGGGCAAAGCAGCAGUAAGAUACAAACCACGCUGGGAACCUCUGAGCCCCUUUCUCAUGAUUCCUGUGGUAUAAACUCUGAAUCGUUAAAAAUUCACUAAUUUUCACCCAAUUUAUUUUCCAGGGAAA